Messenger RNA from Formica exsecta, 2907 nucleotides. RefSeq names its product DNA-directed RNA polymerase, mitochondrial (gene mtRNApol). Lineage: Eukaryota; Metazoa; Arthropoda; Insecta; Hymenoptera; Formicidae. Gene Ontology annotation, biological process: mitochondrial transcription. Gene Ontology annotation, molecular function: DNA-directed RNA polymerase activity; mitochondrial promoter sequence-specific DNA binding. The record is from RefSeq and is a predicted model, not a curated record. Gene Ontology annotation, cellular component: mitochondrial DNA-directed RNA polymerase complex.
AUGAAAAAUGAUGAGAAACGAAUAGAGUGUGCGACAGAAAUGACGACGGACAUGAAACGCAGAGGCAUCUCCUUUGACGACAUAAUGAACAUGCGGUUGAACGCGGCGCAACGCGAUGCCAUUCUUCAAUGUAUUCAGUUCUUGGAUCCGCAAUAUCACGUACAGUAUAGAGACAUCGACAGCGCAUACAACUGCAAAUUAUUACAGAAUCUGAUGAUAGAGAGCAAUCGUCAGAGUCCGGCCAAAGGAGUAGUAGUCAUGAAUGAACUGCGGGACAUGGUGCAUACACAGGUCGAUAUGGAAAGGCAGUGCGAGCUGGAGGUGAAGAGUAUCGCGCCGUUCACCGGAGAUCCCGACGUUAGACAGCAAGCUAUCGAACGAAUCGCGGAAUGGGAAAAAUCUUGGAAAUUAGUCGUGGCGCAUGCUUUCGAGAGGAACUUGACUUAUCAAAAACAAAAAGAGUUGAUGAUGAAACCCGAUUUCAAAGCAUUGCACCCGUUUCUGCAAGUGCUACCCAAGGAGGAGUACAUCAACGCGAUUCUACGUGAAAUUAACCAACUGGCCAGAUUCUCCGACGCGUAUAGCACUUCCGUAACGAAUUUAUAUAUAACACUAGGAAGAUACAUUUACAAAAAGUAUCAGUUUCAGCGAAAGAUGAAAGCCGGUGUCAUAGAAAACUCUAUUCAAAUCUACGAAAAAUAUUUGGAAUGGUACAUGCGGAAAAAGCCCGUUGACAGCGUUAACGGGCGCGUCAAAUGGCAGCAACUCGCUCAGAAAGCCAACCAGUCCGGCAUUUGCUCCGAAAUGAUAGUGCCAGAGUGGCCUCGUAACAUCUUGCUAAGCGUUGGCGAGUUUCUGUACAAAAUAAUUCUAAAUGACGUGAAGAUUUGUCAUGUAUCCAAACCUGACGCAUCCGAGCGACAGAUACCCGCAUUCUACUUGCUCUUCAGAAAACAGACCAAUCAUUUCUUGACAGAGGAGAUUAAACCGCAUCCUUACUUACACAGGCUCUACAAAGACUCGCAUCCAGAAACGUUGACCUUUGAGACGAUUCUCUUGCCGACGUGCUCGCCGCCGCGGCCGUGGGUCGAUAUAGAUACCGGCGGCUAUUUGUUCUCCAAGGCAAGCUUCAUCCGUGAUCCGUAUAUGCUUGCUAAGAAAUAAUCGACGAGGCAAUUAUACCCUGCACUCGAUUGCCUGAAUCAACUCGGUUCGAUUCCAUGGAAAAUCAAUGUGCCCAUGCUGGAUAUUCUGAUCCAGAUCUUUCAAGAGGGAGGUUCGGAGAAACUGGACGUACCUCAACCACCUUCGGCGCUACCGUCUCUGUCCGAAAUAAUCUCGUCAAGCGACAUGGAUAAAAGUAAGAUAACGAAAAUGGCGCUUCAACUCAGGCGCAGGAAGAACGAAAUGUAUUCGCUAUGGUGCGAUUGUCUCUAUAAGUUAUCCCUCGCUAAUCACUUUAGAGACAAGGUAUUCUGGUUGCCGCAUAAUCUAGAUUUUAGAGGCAGAGCUUACCCGGUGCCACCUCAUCUGACUCAUCUCGCCUCGGACUUGGGUCGCUCGAUUCUCAUGUUCGCCCAGGGAAAACCUUUAGGUCCGAAGGGUCUGGACUGGUUGAAAAUUCACGCGAUAAAUUUGACCGGUAUGAAGAAGAGGGAGCCGAUAGACGAGCGGUUAAAAUUCGCAAACGAGAUAUUGGACUUGAUUGUGGACAGCGCGAGAAAUCCAUUGACGGGAGAAAUGUGGUGGAUUAAGUCCGAUGAACCGUGGCAAACUCUGGCGGCGUGCAAGGAGAUAGACAAUGCCCUGCAGUCUCCGAACGUUGAGAAGUACAUCUGCAGAUUACCGAUUCACCAAGACGGCAGUUGCAACGGAUUGCAGCAUUAUGCCGCUCUCGGGAGGGACCAGAUCGGAGCGGAAAGCGUGAACUUGUAUCCCUCGGAUACACCGCAGGAUGUAUAUAGCGUUGUUGCUAGUAUGGUUGAUGAAUACAGGAAGAUUGACGCGGAGGCCGGCAAUGAAGUAGCUAAAGCCUUGGAAGGAUACGUCACGAGGAAGGUCAUCAAGCAGACGGUGAUGACCACAGUGUACGGUGUUACAAAAUUUGGCGGUAGACUUCAAAUCGCCCGGCAACUGAGCGACUUGAAAGACUUCAAUCAGGAUUAUACUUGGAACGGCAGUCUGUACCUGGUCGAGAAAACGUUUCAAUCCCUCCGAACUAUGUUCACGAGCGCGAAAGAGAUCCAGGAUUGGUUUACAGACUGCGCCCGUGUUAUCUCGACCAGAUGCAAUCAGAACGUGCAGUGGGUGACGCCGUUAGGUCUUCCGGUCCUACAACCCUACUUCAAACGUAUCAAGUCACCUAGUCAGAACAAGCUCGUUAGGAAGCCGGACACUUUAAAGCAAAAGAACGCCUUUCCGCCGAAUUUCAUUCACUCAUUGGACUCCAGUCACAUGAUGCUGACGAGCUUGUAUUGCGAACAAGCGGGGAUUACGUUCAUGUCGGUACACGAUUGUUUCUGGACGCAUGCAUGCACCGUAGACAUUAUGAACAGAAUCUGUCGGGAGCAAUUCAUCGCACUUCACUGCGAGCCCAUUCUCGAAGAUUUGUCAAAGUUCCUUUGUAAACGAUACGAAAAGCACUUUAUAAGCGGCCAAGGGUUCGUAAAACAAAGAGACAACGAUCUUUCAUUGGAGGUUUUUAAAAAGCUGCCAAAAAAGGGUGACUUUGACAUUAGCAAAGUCCAAUCAUCUCAAUACUUCUUUAGUUGAACUUUAGAUGUGUAGCUUUAUGUUUCCUCGAAACAUAAAUUUAUACAAAUGUAUAGAAUGCCUAUGGGCAUGUUACGAAUGUAAAUCUUUAAUUUAUCUUGUAAAUUCUCUUAAUAAUAUAUGACUUGGAUGGUC